CCACCAGGGAAGCCCAGAAGCAUGCAUGCCAAAUUGUUAAUUUGGUAAUGUGGCAUCUCAGGUGGUGUUGAUUUCUGUUUCUUUCUUUUUUUUCUGACUUGUGUUUUUUCAGUUACCCAAAAAGAACAUGUGUCACUUUUAUGAUAACUUUUUAAGCUAAAGAUUAAAAAAUUAGAGUUGCCAGUUUUUCUUGAAAUAGUGUAUUAAAAUAAUCUAGGAGUACCCGAUAAGGUUCAGUGAAUAUUUGUGAAGUGGAUGAGAGAAUGGUUGAUUCCAGAGGUUUCUGGAUCUAUAGUAUUGACACUUAUACAUUCACAGUUUUAUCCAGAAGCAAAUCCUAGUUAUCUCAAAAGAAAAAUCAUGCAUUGAAAAAUCUAAGAAAUGGCUUUAACUGAAUGUUGGCUGUGUAAUGGCAAAUCCAGCAGACUCGAGGCCCACUACAGAAGCAGCCAGGCAACAAUGCUAUAUUUCACAGUAAGCAGGAUCUGAAUAAAAGUGUCCUUUGUGCUUGUGAGACUGAGGGGUGGGACUUGGGGCAAUUCAUGUUAUUUCUCUUUAAUGGAAAUUGAGUCAGCCUCUAAUCCUGCUGUCAUGUGACAGCAACUUAUUUGAUUUUUUGGCAGUUUGGGGAGCAGCUGUGGACACAUGAUUUUUCUGCAAAAAGAGCCAGCUGCAUUCUUACCCAUUUGAAAAUGCCUGAGUAUACUAAGCUUCCUAUCCACCAUGUUUCUGACCCAGCGGUACCUUCUCACUCAGGGCACUGUGACAGACACAGGGUUGUAAGCUGUAAUGUGGAGACGACUUUCCUCUUUGACAGUGGAUCUUCAUGGAGGAACACGGAGUGACCCAAACUGAACACAUGGCUACCAUAGAAGCGCAUGCAGUGGCCCAGCAAGUUCAGCAGGUCCAUGUGGCCACCUACACCGAGCACAGCAUGUUGAGUGCCGAUGAAGACUCACCUUCUUCUCCUGAGGACACCUCGUAUGACGAUUCAGACAUACUUAACUCCACAGCGGCUGAUGAGGUAACAGCCCAUCUGGCUGCUGCAGGUCCUGUGGGAAUGGCUGCUGCUGCUGCUGUGGCAACAGGAAAGAAACGGAAACGUCCUCAUGUGUUUGAAUCUAAUCCAUCUAUCCGGAAGAGACAGCAAACACGUUUGCUUAGGAAACUUCGAGCCACACUAGAUGAAUAUACUACUCGAGUGGGACAGCAAGCUAUUGUCCUUUGUAUCUCUCCCUCCAAACCCAACCCUGUCUUUAAAGUGUUCGGUGCAGCUCCUUUGGAGAAUGUGGUGCGUAAGUACAAGAGCAUGAUCCUGGAAGACCUGGAGUCCGCCCUGGCAGAGCACGCCCCUGCGCCACAGGAGGUUAACUCAGAGCUGCCGCCUCUCACUAUCGAUGGAAUUCCAGUCUCUGUAGACAAAAUGACCCAGGCCCAGCUUCGGGCAUUUAUCCCAGAGAUGCUGAAGUACUCUACAGGUCGGGGGAAACCAGGCUGGGGCAAAGAAAGCUGCAAGCCCAUCUGGUGGCCUGAAGAUAUCCCAUGGGCAAACGUUCGGAGUGAUGUGCGCACGGAAGAGCAGAAGCAGAGGGUUUCAUGGACCCAAGCACUACGGACCAUAGUUAAAAACUGUUAUAAACAGCAUGGGCGGGAGGACCUUCUCUAUGCUUUUGAAGAUCAACAAACACAAACACAGGCCACAACCACACACAGUAUAGCCCACCUGGUACCAUCGCAGACCGUAGUCCAGACUUUCAGUAACCCUGAUGGCACUGUCUCGCUUAUCCAGGUUGGUACAGGGGCAACAGUAGCCACAUUGGCUGAUGCUUCAGAAUUGCCGACCACAGUCACUGUUGCCCAAGUGAAUUAUUCGGCGGUUGCUGAUGGAGAGGUGGAACAAAACUGGGCCACGUUACAGGGGGGUGAGAUGACCAUCCAGACAACGCAAGCGUCAGAGGCCACCCAGGCGGUAGCAUCACUGGCAGAGGCCGCAGUGGCAGCUUCUCAGGAGAUGCAACAGGGAGCUACGGUCACCAUGGCACUCAACAGCGAAGCUGCCGCCCAUGCUGUCGCCACCCUGGCCGAGGCCACCUUGCAAGGGGGGGGACAGAUCGUCCUGUCUGGGGAAACCGCAGCAGCUGUCGGAGCACUUACUGGAGUCCAAGAUGCUAAUGGAGUAAUCACCGGUUCUACCCAAUUCUGGAAGACCCCUCGAGGACUGGUCCAGAUCCCUGUGAGCAUGUACCAGACUGUGGUGACCAGCCUCGCCCAGGGCAACGGGCCGGUGCAGGUGGCCAUGGCCCCUGUGACCACCAGGAUAUCGGACAGCGCAGUCACCAUGGACGGCCAGGCUGUGGAGGUGGUGACAUUGGAACAGUGACAUGCAGCCAUGCCAUGGCAUCAUUUUCUAGUCUACUUCAAAAUUUUUUACACGUUUGCAGAGGUGCAAUCAAAUGGAAUUAAGUCUCUCGACUUUGGAAGAAAAGUUUUGUUAACCUUUUUUUUAAAAAGGAAGAAAGGCAGUGGAUUUUGGAAUUGCAUUUUUUAAAAAGCACCACUCUUGAUUUUCUGGGAUUGGUGGAAACAGAUACUGCGUUGUCAACUUCACGGUCCCGAAAAAGCCAAAUUGUGGCAGGACUUCUUUCUGCGGAAACGUGUGUAUACUUCGGUGUGUGUAUGUGUGAGUGUGAAUAUAUGUAUAUGUGUACAUAUGGAUAUACACAUUUACAUAUAUAUAUAAAGUAUAUAUAUAUAUGUGUAUAUAUAUAUAUAUAUAUAUAAAAGAAACCCGCAUGGAAUUAUCUGUAUGAAAUCAAGGUGAGCUGUGGAAAAAUAAUUCACCCAGUUUAGUGGGUGUAGGGUACGUGGCCAGACAGCCACCUGGUUUUGUUCAUACCAGGGUCAUGCGUUGAGCUACUGACAAACUCAGGCAGAGGUGACCACGCCCUUCACCAAAGCUGCCUCCCAGUGGCCACCCAGAACUCUCCCUGCUGGACUCACCUGAGAACGGAGGUUCCGGAUUGGGGUGAGGUCCAGAAACUGUGCUUGCAAGAUCAAGGGGCCACGUGGUCUGGCAGCUGAGACGCUCCUCGGGCUGGCCCAGAUGCUGACCUUGCCACAGGCAAAUGAAAUGUCUUUAAAGCUCCCAGGCAGGACCGAGAGGGUUUUCUUCAGCCUCCCAUCUCCUCCCCUCCCCAGGAAACCUUCUCGAUCUCACGACUGUUAACCCGUCGCUUUGGUUUUAAGGUCAGUCCUCGAUUGGUCAUGUAUAUGAACUGAAGGUGACAGAAGUAUUAAAGGUUUGAGGAGUGUGUGCGUGUGCUUGUGGGUGUGUGCAUUGUGGAGAGAGAAUGAGGGGGUGAGAGGAGUUGGAAGGGGAAAGGAAGGAGGGAGAGAAAAAUCUUUUAAAGACCAGGGUGCACCGAUGGGAGCAACUUUUUCCCUUCCUGUGACUUCCUGUAGCUUAACAGAGGAGACGAGAACUGACAGGGGCUCCUGGCGUGAGAAGGCUGGCCACCAGACUGAGGAGCAUUGGAGAGAAAAGGGCUGAGGGUGCUUCCUAAAGUUGGAGAGAUCAGGCCCGAUCUCAGAAGGGACCUUGCAGCUGUCCCAAGGUGCAUCGUGCUAGGCCCAGGCCCCACAGCUUCCUUCUCAUGGCUGUUAAUUGGUCUGGGUGUUCUUUGUAACAAAAUUCUGUGAUUUCUCAGUCACAAGCCCUGAGUCUCCAGGGGUUAAAUUCACCUGACUUUUUGACAGGCCAAAUCUCUGCUCCUUGAAUACAGGGACGACUCUUCCUCACUCCUCCUGGGCGCCCCCACCCCCACCCCUGCCACUCCCGUGUGUGACUGUGUAUUUAAUGUUUUUUUUUUUUAACGCGACAUUAAAAAGAUUCUUCACAUCUUGCUCAGCCUUUGAGAAAAGUUUCAGAUUCUUGUAUUUGCUUGUUUUAUAUAAAACUAUCCAGUGUUCUUUGUAUUUUUUUUUUUCCUGUACGUAAUGGGGGGAGGGAAGGGAAAUUUACAUAAAACAGUCCUAGUUCUACAAUUUGUUAUUUUUUUAAUUAUCAUUUUUUAUCAUCGUUGUGAAACUGUCCAGGGGCUUUAAAGUCCGUGUUCCUUUGUGGUGAAAUACCCUCCUGAUAGUUUGAGAAAUUGCCAAGAAGAAGAAGAAAAGCAGAACCCCAGUAGCAGAGCAUGGAUUCUGUGUCGUUUUCCAUUCUGUCUAUUACUGCCUCAUUCAAUAAAUAGUUAACAGUGUGGCAACAGGAAGUGGACUGUUCAUCUGUGGAGGAGCACUUAGCCUCUUAGGAGCUCUCUUUGGGGCUGGCUUAUUCCGCUUUGGAAAAGGAAUAGGUGCUUCUAUUCAAGCUCAGUGAUCUUUGAACCGUGUUCCUUGAUGUUGCAGAGCCCUAUAAGGGGAGUGCGGGAGUGGAAGGGGGUGGUUCCUGCCUGUCUUCCCUCACCAGAACGUCUCUGUUGAAUCAGUUUUACAAAAUGCUGUCCAGGGGAGUUAUGGCGGGGGGCAUCUAGUUUAAAAAUUCCUAAAGAUGGUUUGAAAACCUCUUCUCUGGAGUUCCUUUUUUAGGGGUUAAUUGCAUUCCACAUUAAAAUCAGGGUGGGUGGCGGUACUUGUCCAUCUGUGUCCUCCCCACGUGAGUGUUGCUCAGUAUUGCAGUGGAUUUUCCUUCUUGAAGUGGGGGCCCCUGCCUUUGUUCCCUUGAGGCCUCCCUCCUUGGCUUCUCUCGCAGCUCACUACUUUAAAGUGGCAGCUGUCAUUCUUCUACCCGUACCUCCUGCCACACCCCCAGCUUCGGGCCCUUGCUAAACCUCCCAGUGGUUUUGCACUCCCACGCUUGUGCCCACUGCUUUCCUCAGCUCAAAAUGAUGCUCUCCUUGCCACCUCCAUCACCCCUUUCUUUCCUUUUGUUAGGGUUAGGGUCUGUUUCCUGUAAUAAAGAUUACAAUAGUUGAAUGCGGGAGGCCAGACAUGUUUUCCUUGCUGACUGGCAGUGGCUCACUAAAGCCAGGGCCACCCUUCUCCCUUCUUCUUACCCAAAUGGCAUAUCAUCAUCUAUCGUCACCAGAGAGGGUGAGCCAGAGAAAGGGUUGGUGGCAGCCAGAUCAAACAGACAUCAUUGCCAUUGGGCACCCCUGCAACAGAUGGUUGUCUAGAGUACCGCUGUGGGGAUGGUGUCUCUGCAUCGGCAACAGUAAUUCUGUUUGCCUGGCAAGACCCAGACGCUGCCUGUUCAGCAUGUGUUGAAACUCUCUUUGGUGGGGCUGAUGGAAAACUUCACUUCCGUUACUGCCCAAAUCACCAGCAGGCUGCUGACUCAGCUGCCUACAGGGCCCCUGCAGGUGGAAUCAGUGAGUAAAGGGGAAGCCGUUCCAUUGUGAGAGGGGAAGGAGUGAUGGAGAUGGGCACAGUGAAGAGCAUGUCUAAAGAGAGUGGCCUCUCCUGAGUGCUAGUGGACUGUUCCCAUGGAGGAACAUGGGCCCUGCAGUCCUGUCUUUUUAAAUUUUCCAGAGAAACUGAGGAGUCCAGAUUUGUGCAUGAAUCUCCUGAUUUCAACAACAAAUUAAAAGUCUUUUACAUAGUCUGCCGGCAAAAGAAAACCCACCUGUAGACCAGCUCUGGCCCCAGGCAUCAGUUUUACUUUAGUGAAUGCCUACCAUGUGCCAGGUGAAUGAAGCAUAGCAGUUGCCCAAGAAACAGGAUGAGAUGAGAUGUUUUUGUGUGACCAGACUGCGGCAGCCCAGUGUGAUAAGGUGCCAUCUGGACAGAGGGAUGUGGCAGCAGGGGUUCUGUUACCUCAUUUUAUCUGCUCAAGCGUCCUCUGCAAUAAGUAGUUUAUCAUCUAGGCUCCAGACAAGGAUCUGGUGCUCACCGAAACCAAGACCCCAGGCUCGGAAUUCUUGGCUUUAAGUCCUGCAUCUGAGAAGAUCCAUUGGCGAUGCUGGUGACCAGUGGAGCCACCUGAACUGAGAUGAGUGAGCCGAGAACCAGAAGGGCAGGGAAGAGAAGGGGCUGCUCACCCUGUAAGAAGAGCCCCAGCUGCCAGUGAGCCCUGGGCCUCACUCAGACCCAGACAAGGCUCAUUUCCUGCCACUUGUCAUGUCGAAGAGGGCCUGUUUCUGCAUUUACCUUCCUUCCCAUCUGCUGCUGUUCCUCUUCUCUCCUCUAUCAGCACCCCUCCCAGCCCCCUGCAAAGCAUCAGCUGUGGAUGGGGUAACUCUGGGCCUGUGGUAGGUCCUUUUGGUAUCGGGAGGAAUGUCAAAGCGUAUCUGGAGCAGAGGCUUCGUGGGCUGAGGAAGACAAGCCCACAUAUCCCCUUGCACCUCCAUCUCAGUGGGCUGUGGGCCGCCCAGGUCAUCAGGCCAGGCCAGCCUGUGGCCUCCGCACAGCUUGUUCUCAGAUGCCAGCGUCAAGGACACCCAUUAGUGCAUCCCAUCUGGCCUCUGCUGUUUGCUACAGGUUGGCAGCUGUUGGAGAAGAUCCACCCGGGACAGUGGAGACAGCCCAGAGGAAGGAGGAGCACAGAGCGGGGAGAUAACGGCGUUAGGCCUGGACUCUGAAAUAGCUGGAGACACAGAGCAGGGAGAUGACGGCGUUAGGACUGGACUCUGAAAUAGCUGGAGAAUUCUGCUCCCACUGCUGCUGGGCCCCUGAAUGAGUCCCCAACCCACUCUGAAUUUGAGUUUCUCCCUCCUGAAAAACCAGUGGGCUGUUAGUGGAUGUUUGUUGAGUACUGGAGUGUAUUUCUGCAGAGUUGGAGAUGGGGAGGCAAAGGUACCAGGAUAAUACUCAUCUGCAGAGCAGGGCCAGGACCCCCAAAACCCAGUUCUUACCCAGAGCCACCUUGUAAGGCAAGGGCAGGCCUGCGCCCUAGCCCUGUACAAAGGCCUUCCUAGCUCUGGUUUAUGAGAACCAUGGCCUGUCUGCAGUUAAGAGUGUUUAUGUGGUAGCAGUUAGAAUAGUGAGCACUUGUACCGCUCUUACAGUGUGCCUUGUUCUAAGAGAUUUACGUAUACAUUAAGUUAUUUAUUAGUCUUUGCAAAAGUUCUGUUACUAUCCCUACUUUACAGAUGAGCAAACUGAACCACAAAGAGGUUAAGAGGUAGCUUAUUUAAUACUUGGGGAGGGGAGCUAGAAAUAUUCCCCAAACUUAAUGGCGCUUGUCAAUAAAAUUGUUGGUGUUAACUUAA
Molecule: messenger RNA, 7205 nt
Organism: Capra hircus (goat)
Lineage: Eukaryota; Metazoa; Chordata; Mammalia; Artiodactyla; Bovidae
Gene: NRF1
Product: nuclear respiratory factor 1
Exons: 13
Coding region: 827-2380 (517 amino acids)
Biological process (GO): regulation of transcription by RNA polymerase II
Cellular component (GO): nucleus
Molecular function (GO): DNA-binding transcription factor activity, RNA polymerase II-specific; RNA polymerase II cis-regulatory region sequence-specific DNA binding
Source: RefSeq, a predicted model, not a curated record